Messenger RNA from Cornus florida, 3116 nucleotides. RefSeq names its product pentatricopeptide repeat-containing protein At2g35030, mitochondrial-like. The coding region runs from base 891 to 2846 and encodes 651 amino acids. The record is from RefSeq and is a predicted model, not a curated record. Gene Ontology annotation, biological process: RNA modification. Lineage: Eukaryota; Viridiplantae; Streptophyta; Magnoliopsida; Cornales; Cornaceae. The transcript has a single exon. Gene Ontology annotation, molecular function: protein binding; RNA binding.
UUCACUCUCAGGUAUGCCGUUGACUGCUGUUGUCUGCAUGAAAGAAAGGAGAGCGGCAUCCAUGUCCAGUGCUUACGAAGAGGCCCAAUCACCAAAACGGCCCAUUAUUCCCACGAGCUCGUGACCGUGCCACUCACUCACGAAUCACGACUCACGACUCACUGGUCACGUCACUCGCAGUUCGCCCAGAGAACUUUUCCCAAUUUCUGAGAAAUUUACACAAACCCGAUCGCGAGAAAAACUAGGGUUUUGCAUUUCAGAAUAAUUCGUCUCCUCUCUCUACACGUUUCUGGGUUUCCUUUUUCAUUUUUCAUUUUUCAGUCACUCACAUCUCUCUCAACUUUCACUUGUAUUCAAUCGUUUCAAUUACCCCAACUCUGAAACCGGUCGAACCCUAAUUAUUCUACAGAAACAGUCUCUCUUUAUGUAUAUGUAUAUGUGUAUGUAUAUAUUUGAGAUUUUCGAGUCACUUUUGGAGGAAAAAUUUGUCAGAAAAAUAAACCGUAGGACGAUUCGUUCUCAGUGAGUUCUUGGAAUACUUAAAGUUCGGCAUCUCUCUCUCUCUCGGACAACAACAGUCACCACCUGAGACGACCACCGACGAUCCAGCAACGACAUCACUCUUCGCUCGCUCUCCUUUCUUGCAACGUGUCACUCAUUCUUCUCUCUCACUGUUCCACUCGUCUACCGGCAACUGAGGACGCAACUGGAGGCUUGGAUUCGACGACCGUGAUCCUUCUUUCUUCGCAGUGUGUUCCACUCUGUAAGAAAAUUUAUAUAUACGAACACAUAUAUAUUUAAUAUAUAUAAUAUAUCCGAAUAUAUACUCCCUUAGUUUUCGCUGAUAUUCCUAUGGAAGACUUACACCCGCAAAACUAAACAGUGCCUGAAUGCUACCAUUGUUUAGGAUACCAUUAUCAGUCACUCUGAGACAUGGUGGCAACCUCACCAUAUUACCCCUUCCGAGUUCCGUUCAAAAUUUCAUACCAAUUCUAUGCAAUCUCAAGCUUCAAUGGGAACCCCAAUUUUAUCAAUACCACUCAAUGAAAAGACCCGGAAUAGCCAAAACACCCAUACCUCGGAUAGAUUAUACAGUCAAUCAAAAUGUGGCUCGGCUAAAUUGGAUGAUCACAGAGUUUAGCAGAGAGGGUCGAAUUCCCGAAGCACGGCGCCUGUUUGAUGAAAUGCCUGACCCAGAUGUGAUUACAUGGACUACUAUGAUUUCAGGUUAUAUCAAGUGUGGGAUGAUUAGGGAAGCAAGAAACUUGUUUGAUAGGGUGGAUGCCAAGAAGAAUGUGGUCACUUGGACUGCUAUGGUUUCCGCAUAUAUAAAAAAGAAUCAGAUUUUGAAAGCAGAGAAGCUAUUCCAUGAAAUGCCUCACAAAAACACUGUUUCAUGGAAUACCAUGAUUGAUGGGUAUGUGCGAAAUGGUCGAAUGGAUUCAGCUUUGAGUCUGUUUGAGGAAAUGCCGGAGAGGAAUGUUGUUUCUGGAAAUAUGAUUCUAACAGGUUUAGCUCAAAGUGGCAGAAUUGAGGAGGCAUGGAGGAUUUUUGACCAGAUGCCUGAAAGGAACAUCAUUUCUUGGACUGCAAUGAUUACAGGCUUGUCAAAAAAUGGGAGGAUUAUGGAAGCUCAAAUGCUUUUUGAUAGAAUGCCAGAGCAGAAUGUGGUCUCAUGGAAUGCUAUGAUUGCGGGUUAUGCACAGAAUCUGAUGUUAGAUAAAGCCUUUAAUUUGUUUAAGAGGAUGCCAGAGAGGGAUCUCCCUUCAUGGAAUGCAAUGAUCACAGGAUUUAUCCAAAACGGGGAUUUGCAAAAGGCACAGAAGUUGUUCAGUGAGAUGCCUAGUAAGAAUGUCAUCUCUUGGACAACGAUGAUGACCGGGUAUGUUCAAGAUGGUCAGAGUGAAGUGGCUUUGAGGAUUUUUUCAAAAAUGCAAUUGUCCACCGGGGUAAAGCCUAAUCAAGGAACUUUUGUGACUGUUUUGGGUGCUUGUAGUAAUUUAGCUGGUCUUGGUGAGGGGCAGCAAAUUCACCAGAUAAUUUGCAAAUCAGUUUAUCAAGGCAGUGCAUUUGUGGUAUCCGCACUCAUAAACAUGUACUCGAAAUGUGGGGAGUUAGGUACUGCUAGAAAAAUGUUUGAUGACGGGUUGACAAGCCAAAGGGAUUUGGUCUCUUGGAAUGGUAUGAUUGCAGCCUAUGCGCACCAUGGAUGUGGUAAAGAGGCAAUUCAUUUGUUCAAAGAAAUGCAAGGUUUAGGGUUCAAACCCAACUACGUCACCUAUGUGGGGUUGCUGUCUGCAUGUAGUCAUGCUGGUUUUGUGGAAGAGGGGCUGAAGUACUUUGAUGAGCUGGUGAGAGACAGCUCCAUCCAAGUGAGAGAAGAUCACUACGCAUGUUUGGUUGAUCUCUAUGGUCGAGCGGGAAGACUUGAAGAGGCUUUUAAAUUCAUUGAGAGGCUCCCAACCAAGUCAUCGGCAUGUGUUUGGGGGGCUCUUCUUGCUGGAUGUAAUGUUCACGGUGUUGAAAAUAUAGGGAAGUUGGCUGCAAAGAAACUUACAGAGGUGGAACCAGAAAAUGCUGGUACUUACCUCUUGCUGUCUAAUAUAUAUGCUUCAAAUGGAAAAUGGAGAGAAGCUGCGGAAGUGAGGUUGAAAAUGAAGGACAAAGGUUUGAAGAAGCAACCAGGUUGCAGUUGGAUUGAAGUUGGGAAUAGGGUUCAUUUGUUUGUAGUUGGCGAUAAGUCUCAUUGCCAAUCUAAGACAAUAUAUUUGUUACUCUGUGAUCUUCAUGUGAAAAUGAAGAAGGUGGGGUAUGUACCAAAUGACGAUUUUAUGGUAGACGAGUAAUCUUUGAACAUGAAUUCUUGGUGUCCAGAAUCAUUAAUGAUGCACUCAAGAUUUGGCUUUUAAAAUUGCAAUUAUUCAGAGGCUUUCAUAUAAUGGUUGACCAGACUUUUAUAUAGUAAAGAAUGAGAAUUUCUCAAUUGGUGCAGCCAAGGUUCAUGAUGUACUUAUUAGGGGAGAAUCGUGGUUUUAAGUUGGUAUGCAUGGAUGCAAGUCAUGUUAUUACUGCCUCUGCUUGGGAUAUUCAGAGCUUUUAUUUCAUUCUUCUUCAUC